UCUAAACACGAUCAUGUUACCCAAAUUUUCAGUCAAUAGAAUGCAAGUGUUAGAAAUCCCUUUUUUUAAAUUAAUUACUUGUAAUUGUUUGAUUCAAAGCAAAUGAAAUUAUUGCUAGUUGUGCUUCAAACCAAAAACAUCGUGAUGAGCGACUGACAAGACACUGCACUAAUUUGACCAUUGUUGGCUGUGUUAACAUGCGUGGUUGUGUUUUCAUUUUAAAAGAUUACAAGGUAAUAAAACAAAUGUCACGAAGAAAACAAUUCAAGCGUAGAACCAUGGACUAAUUACUCGACAGCAGGACAUUUCCUCGUCAUUUUUUUCCAAUUUCAAGUUUGACAACACACGCUUAAUGUGCUGUGAAUAAUGACUUAAAAUCAACCUUUCAAUGUAAAGAUGACUAUCAUGGAUAUUUAGAAUUCGCAUUUAUUGGUGAAAAGGAGUUUAUUGUUAUUUCUCUGUUGGAAGUAUGCAACAUUUCGGCGCUGUUCUUUACUUUUCUUGCAUAAUUUGUCUGAUUAACUUAGCACUUUCAACAACCAACGAUACUUUUCAAGAAUAUCUACAAAACAAAGUUUUGCCUCGAGAUGACAAAGGACUUGGUUUGGUUUCCUCACAGCGCCUAAAUGAAACCGUAAUUUUUACCUCGAAUGCUAGGGAUACAGGUAACUCGUAUCUUCCGCCAUCUUGGGAUGACUUUUGUACUCUGAAUGAAACCAAUCAAAACAAUGUUACAACAUAUGCUUAUUUCUGUGUCAUAAAUUCUACUAGCUCCGGAAGAUGGAACUUCACGGAGCUAAGAAGUUAUGUGUCAACAAGAGAUAUAAAAUACAGUUUUGAUGUACUAUGUGAAAAUGGUGCAAACAUAUCUCUGCCUUUAAAUGCGAAAGCAACAAACAUUCGCAAAUUACGUGUGAGGGAUUGUAUUGCCACUGACUACUACGCUGAUUACCUUAACUAUGCCCUGGAUGAUUUUCCUGAUGAACUUGAAGAGUACGUAUUAAUAAACAUAAAGUAUUUGUUAUCAGUUCAGUCAAUGGUAAAAAGUUAUAGAAAACAGUCCGACAGUCUUCCUAAGAACGUUGAAUGUGGAGAUGACGAAACAUUGAAGAUCAAAAUUGAGCGGAAUUUAACAUAUAUCUUCAGUAAUGACCUUGAUGACAUGGAGAAAGAACAGCUUGGAACGAUUUUCGCUAGGUUUAUAAUUGGAAGAAGGAUAUCAUCCCGAAAAUGUCACUUUGCAAAUCUUCAUCUACUCGAUACCUCUGUCUCUCGGUCGAAAUCGAGAUUUUAUGCGGAAUCACUGACGGAGCAAAAUCGAUUUCCAGCUUUGAGAGUCCUUAAUAUUUCUCAUUCUGUCAUUCAUUAUAUACCAGAACAGUUCAAAACCUGGUGGCUGUACUUUCCAAAGUUGGAGUACUUGGACAUGUCCUACAACCGCAUUCAAGAGAUCGUUUUUCAUACAAACACUAAAGAAAUGACUAACCACCACGUUCCUACUGUUACAUUCGACUUCACUUUUAAUAAUAUCAGCAGACUUUCUGUCCGGAAUUUUGAAAGAAUCAUUAAGAAAAGGGGAAUAUUCGUAAAGAUGAAGAAUAAUCCCUUUAAUUGCAGUUGCACGGAUGAAAUGAAAGAUGUUUUGAAAUAUAUAAAAGAAACAGAUUGGAAUUCAAAAAAAUACAGACGUUAUCAGUAUCUUAGGGAGUUGCAGUGUCAUCACCCUGAAAAUAUAAAAGGACGAUUUCUGAAGAGUCUGAGUAUUUAUGACCUCAAUUGUGAUUUUGAACUGAUGCCAGUUACAGUUGCUCUGUGUGUGUUUUCCUUUAUCAUAUUCGUUUUAAUUGUAAUCAUGUUGAAAUACAGGCGGGAAAUACAAAUUUUAUUUUUUACUCGUUUCCAUUGCAUCCUUCCUUGUCAGCCGAGCCAGACGUACGAGGACAAAAUGUUUGAUGCAUUUGUGUCUUACAGCAAUGAUGAUAAAGACUGGGUUCACAGUACGUUUGAUUAUAACAAACACAAACGACUCGCACAUUUAAAAUUUUGCAUGCACCACAAAGAUUUUGUUGCAGGAAAAACAAUUCUGGAAAACAUUGUCAAAUCCGUGGAAGAUAGCAGACACACAAUGAUAGUUCUAUCAAAGAACUUUCUAGAAAGUCAUUUUUGUAUGUGGGAAUUUCAAGAGGCCUUUCAGCAAAGUAUUGUUGAGAGAAAGCGUCAUCUUAUCAUAAUUUUACUGGAAGAUAUUCCGGAAAAUGAUCUCCCACAUGAGGUAAAAAGGUGUAUGAAGACUUUUACUUACAUUCGAAAAGAUGAUGCAAUUUUUACAGACAGGUUGCUUUACUCCUUGUCCUACAGUCGAAAACCUUUGCCGUCAAAGCUUGCCCAGGACAACGAAGCUUUUGAUGCUGUUGAUCAGCUUGCUGACAAAAAAACUUGCAAUUUUAAACAAUCUGUAUAUUAAAGCUCUGUAAAUAAAGUAUGAUAUUGUAUGAAAAAUUGUUUAUUCGCUAGUAAUUUCUUAUAUAUUAACACGUCUUGUUUAAACAUUUUACGGAAUUGUUUAUUCCAUAGUAUUUUCUAAUUUAUAACAUGGAACAUGGUUUUAUUUCUCUUCAAUUAAAUGUAACCAUUUUGUAAAAUCGCAUUAAGCAAAAUAAGCUGCAAUUUUCUUGCUGAUUUUUGUUUUUAGGAAAAUGUUAUUUCCUACUACAUGUAAAAUGACAAAAAAUAUAAUGUUUCUAAAUUUCUGUUUGCCAUAUUUUUGUGGGGAAAGCCGUUGCGAGGCCUUAACUGAAAAACAUUGAAUUAUUGUCGUCCUGUAUAAGAAAAAGAUUGAGAUGCUCUAUAUUUCCUAGAGGAGAAACGUUUCUUCUAACAAAAAAUGAAGUUCUGACAACAUGCAGACUUAUCUUACUAGCUAGAAGGUUUUCGCAGCAUAAUUAAUAAAAUUCUAAAACGUACAGCUCAUAUUGCUUUAAAUUGUAUAUGCAUUUACUACUUGUUUGUCUUUUAAUUUAAAAAAAAAAAUAUAUGUUUGACAGGAAAUAUAAUUUUGGAAAUACUUUAAUAUAAAAAAUAUCAUAAAAAAAACUAAGUGUGAGCGUGGCAAUUUUCAUUUAUCAUAAAAAGGGGACACAGAUUUUAUCAUUGGUAAACGCCCGAAAUGCUUCAUACGCAUGCAUUUUAAUAUAAUGUAUUUUUAACUUCGAUAAAAAUACAGUUUAAUAUCUAUUAUAGUAUGAAAUUGUUUAAUUAAGAUUUGUUCUUGAUAGUUGCUUUUCAAGUUUUUUUUUAGUAUUUACUCAUUGUAAGCAGGUGAUUGUUUUGCUUUUUUCUUCUUUCAAAAACGUGGUUGUUUGUUUUCUGAGUUGAAUCUUUCCCUAAACUCUAUGGAAAAUUUGACAAUUGUGCUUUGACGAUAUACCCGAUAAUCUACCAGUUGAACUGAUGCGUCAAUACUAUUGAUCACUUGUUUUUGUUAUGCAGUAGAGAAUUUUCUAAAAAGAAAUUUAAAAACGUAUCAACUUUUGCUUCAGGAAAAUACAAAAUUUAUGCAUCCAUUGACAGCAAUACCUAUAAAAGGUUUAUUUUUUAUGAAAAUGUUUCAUCUUUUGAAGUGUUCUCUUUUUUUAUCAGCUGUGAUAAUUUUUCUUAUGUUUUAUUUUAUUUAUUUCCUUCGAAUUUCUUAAAAUUGUUCAAUACAGUUUCUUUUCAUAUAU
This is a messenger RNA of Magallana angulata, 3722 nucleotides long. RefSeq lists its product as uncharacterized. Lineage: Eukaryota; Metazoa; Mollusca; Bivalvia; Ostreida; Ostreidae. Gene Ontology annotation, biological process: toll-like receptor signaling pathway; immune response. Gene Ontology annotation, cellular component: membrane. The record is from RefSeq and is a predicted model, not a curated record. Gene Ontology annotation, molecular function: transmembrane signaling receptor activity; protein binding. The transcript has a single exon. Bases 470 to 2464 code for a protein of 664 amino acids.